Symbiodinium sp. CCMP2592 is the source of this 906-nucleotide messenger RNA. Lineage: Eukaryota; Dinophyceae; Suessiales; Symbiodiniaceae. The record is from the annotation of a GenBank genome assembly.
AUGCAGCGAGAAGUGGACGAGCUCCUGGCAAGACUGGCUGCGGCGAGAGUUUCAGCCGCCAGCACAAACCGUUUGGAGGACCUGUGCCAGAUGCAGACCGAGUUGAAGCGGGAGCUUGCCGGCUUGCGGACCGAGAUGUCUAACCAGGUCAGCCAGCUCAAGCUUGAGGGCGCAAAGGAGGCACGGACGCAGUCCACGAUCUCCGAGCACUGGGAGCAACGAUACCAGUCCCUCUCAGCCACGGUUGAGAGCCUCAAGGUCGGCUGGGAGGCAACCCGGCGAAGUAUCAAAGAGACCUCCGCCAUGCAGGAGCAGGCUUGGCUCGAUGGUCUCCGCCUCCGUGUCGAUGCCUGUGCAGAGGGUGUGGCCUCGGAGGUGCGAAUUCGAGAGGAAUCAACACAGCGGCUGGAGUCUCUCCUGCAGAAGACGCGGCAAGAUCUCGAGGCAAAGAUCGAUGCAGUGGGAGGUGCCCUGGAGAAGCAGUUCAACGGAGUUCUUGCGAGCCAGAAUGACAAGGGUCUUCAUCUCGAGCUCAUGGGAGCCAUGCAGCUGGAGCUCCAGAAGAGACAGGACGCCGAGACAUCCCUCCGGGACCUGCAGUGCGAGAUGGUCGAGAUGCGCUCCAAGCUGCUACGGAAGGAGCACGCUUUGCUGGAAGCCACGGGCUUCAAAGAGCCCAGCAAAGAGGUCGCUCGAGAUCCCAGCAAGGAGGAGCCCACAACCUGGCGCCCUGGGCUCACAGGCACGCUCUUCGCUGAGCCAACGCUUUCUCGGGAGCCAGCACCAAGCAAUGGCACAGGACCCUCCCCGGAAACAGGCAGCCCAUUGAGCGAUCUCCGGGCAUCCUCAACUCCGGGAAUUCUUCGCCCUAAGUUGCCGCCACGCUUCCAGCAAUGGCCAACUUGA